AUGGAAAGACUUACAAAACACAGCAUUGAGUAUUCAAGUUUCAGAGGUGAUUGGGAAUGUAAAAGCCAGUUUCAGAGAAAACAGGGAUCUCAGGAAGGACAUUUCAGUCAAAUGAUAUUUACUCCUGAAGACAUGCCCACUUUCAGUACCCAGCACCAGAGAAUUCAUACUGAUGAGAAACUCCUUGAAUGUAAGGAAUGUGGGAAGGAUUUUAGUUUUGUAUCAGUACUUAUUCGUCAUCAGCAAAUUCAUACUGGUGAGAAACCUUAUGAGUGUAAAGAAUGUGGGAAGGCUUUUGGUAGUGGUGCAAACCUUGCUUACCAUCAACGAAUUCAUACAGGUGAGAAACCUUAUGAAUGUAAGGAAUGUGGGAAGGCCUUUGCUAGUGGCUCAAACCUUACUCACCAUCAGAGAAUUCAUACUGGUGAGAAACCCUAUGAAUGUAAGGAAUGUGGGAAAGCCUUUAGUUUUGGAUCAGGACUUAUUCGACAUCAGAUAAUUCACAGUGGUGAAAAGCCUUAUGAGUGUAAGGAAUGUGGGAAGUCCUUUAGUUUUGAAUCAGCCCUUACUCGACAUCAAAGAAUUCACACAGGUGAAAAACCUUAUGAAUGUAAGGAUUGUGGGAAAGCCUUUGGCAGUGGUUCAAACCUUACUCAACAUCAGAGGAUUCAUACUGGUGAAAAACCUUAUGAAUGUAAAGCAUGUGGAAUGGCCUUUAGUAGUGGUUCUGCCCUAACGCGGCACCAGAGAAUUCAUACUGGUGAAAAGCCAUAUGUAUGUAACGAAUGUGGGAAAGCCUUUAGUUUUGGAUCAGCCCUUACUCGACAUCAAAGAAUUCACACAGGUGAAAAACCUUAUGUAUGUAAGGAAUGUGGGAAGGCUUUUAAUAGUGGUUCAGAUCUUACACAACAUCAGAGAAUUCACACAGGUGAGAAACCCUAUAAGUGUAAGGAAUGUGACAAAGCCUUUAGAAGUGGCUCAAAACUUAUUCAGCAUCAAAGAAUGCACACUGGUGAGAAACCCUAUGAAUGUAAGGAAUGUGGGAAGGCCUUUAGUAGUGGUUCAGACCUUACUCAACAUCAGAGAAUUCAUACUGGUGAGAAACCUUAUGAAUGUAAGGAAUGUGGGAAGGCCUUUGGUAGUGGCUCAAAACUUAUUCAACACCAGCUAAUUCAUACUGGUGAAAAACCCUAUGACUGUAAAAACUGUGGAAAGUUCUUUAGUAGUGGCUCAGCUCUUCAUCGACACCAGAGGGUACACACUGGUGAGAAACCCUAUGAAUGUAAGGAAUGUGGGAAGGCUUUUCGUAGUGGCUCGAGCCUUACUCAACAUCAGAGAAUUCAUACUUGUAAGGAACUUUAUGAAUGUAAGGAAUGUGGGAAGGCUUUUGGAAGAGGUUUAGAGUUUCAGCAACAUAAGAAAAAUCAUAAUGUUGAAAUGCUCUGUGAAUUGGAAACUUUUUGAAAUAUGUGGUUAAGGAAGGACUGUCAACACAUGACAUAAGAAAAUUUAUACUUGUGAAAAUUCGUAUAAAUAUAAUUAAGGCACAAAUACUUUACUUAUGCUAUACAACCUAAGGUAAUUCAUACAGGAAAAAUAUCAGUCUGAACAAAGUAAAUAUUUGAAGAUCUUUAUCUACAUUCAUUCCUUCAUUAUUCUUGGAAAAUUCAUAGUUGUGAACGUCAAAAAUGAAAAAAAAUCAUUGUAUUUUACCUUUGUUUUAAGCUUUGAAAAAACUUAUUUUGGGUCUAACCCUGCUACUUUUAUUUUUUUAAUGGUCUUAUUUUUUGUGUAUAUUAUACAGAAUUACUGAUCCAUCUCAAAAUUUUAUUUUUUGAAAGUUCAAAUUUUUUUUUUUCCUUUCCUGAUUCUCAUACUAACACAAUUUAUUAGAUAACCCUACCUAUUUUUAUAUUGUUUUUUGACUGUUUGAUGGAAAGUCAUAUGAGGGUACUUUGUAAAUUCAUGGAAAGAUUAGUAUUAUCUUUUAAUUCCAUAUUUCCAUGAACUUUUCGAAGAACUCUCAUGUUUUUGUUCAUAUAAAGCUUGGAUAUUUGGUCAGUGUUUGUUUCAAAAAAUUAUAUAUAAGUAUAUGUAUCUUUGUCUUACCCUGUUUAUGUUGAGUAACUGUUACUUUUGAGUAUCUUUUAAUAUCUUAUGGAACUGUACCUUUUGUUUUGGAAGACUGUUUUAUUUUCCUUUUAUAAAGUUUGUACUCUUCAUUUUGCAAAACAACUUUCUAUCAUAAUAAUUUAGGUAAGAGCCAAAAAUAGAUAUAGUUAUCUGUAAUCUUACCAAUUAUAGAUAAUCAGUGUCAAACUUUUGGAGCAAACCUUUUAUGACUAUAUCUCAUUGUUUUUGAAACAAGAUGUGAUUAUGCUACAGUAUAACCAGCCCUUAAUAUUCUUUGUCUGUAAAUACAUUGUUACUAUUUUAUUGGCUUUAUAGUAUUCAUCUGUCUUUACUAAACCCCUAUUUUGUUAAAUAUUGAACUUUAUGUCAUUAUAAACAACUACCUUGGUGGUA
Messenger RNA from Galeopterus variegatus (Sunda flying lemur), 2526 nucleotides. Its product is annotated as zinc finger protein 345. Bases 1 to 1464 code for a protein of 487 amino acids. The record is from RefSeq and is a predicted model, not a curated record. The transcript has a single exon. NCBI's taxonomy places the organism in Eukaryota, Metazoa, Chordata, Mammalia, Dermoptera, Cynocephalidae.